This is a messenger RNA of Carassius auratus (goldfish), 1993 nucleotides long. It is a transcript of the gene arf1, whose product is annotated as ADP-ribosylation factor 1. Gene Ontology annotation, molecular function: GTP binding; GTPase activity. The coding region runs from base 115 to 657 and encodes 180 amino acids. Lineage: Eukaryota; Metazoa; Chordata; Actinopteri; Cypriniformes; Cyprinidae. The record is from RefSeq and is a predicted model, not a curated record. The transcript is spliced from 5 exons.
CGGAAGUGAUGCAUGACGCACUGACGUGGCCGGAAACCCGCCAUCUUGAGGGAGGAAACGCCUUGAAGUUGAGGAGGAAACUUGAACUUGGAGUGAGAGAACCGUCUGUCAAACAUGGGCAACCUAUUCGCAAACCUCUUUAAAGUCUUCGGGAAGAAAGAGAUGAGGAUUCUUAUGGUGGGUCUGGAUGCUGCUGGAAAGACGACGAUCCUGUACAAGCUGAAGCUCGGGGAGAUCGUUACCACCAUCCCAACAAUCGGUUUUAACGUCGAAACUGUGGAGUACAAGAAUAUAAGUUUCACAGUUUGGGACGUCGGUGGGCAAGAUAAGAUUCGACCAUUGUGGCGCCAUUAUUUCCAGAACACACAAGGUCUGAUCUUUGUGGUGGACAGUAACGACAGAGAGCGUGUGAAUGAAGGGCGAGAGGAGCUGAUGAGGAUGUUAGCUGAGGAUGAGCUCAGGGAAGCAGUCCUGCUCGUGUUUGCCAACAAACAGGAUCUACCGAACGCCAUGAACGCUGCAGAAAUCACGGACAAGCUGGGGCUGCAUUCGCUCCGGCACAGGAACUGGUACAUUCAGGCCACAUGCGCCACAAGCGGCGACGGCCUUUAUGAAGGACUCGACUGGUUGUCCAAUCAACUGAAGAACCAGAAAUAACCACCUCGCUGUACUGAUCUUCCUUAGCUCCAUUUCCUCAGCACUUGCUUUAUUCUUUUUAAACAAACGGUGCUGGAAGCUGCGCUCAUUUCAAACCCCAUUAACACGGAGGAAUAGGGCCUUACUGUCAAAGUGUUGCUCUCUCGUUUAAUGUAAAUAGUUUUUUGUUGUGAGGCAGCUUUUUGAGCACCAUUAUGCAAGCCUUUCGUUGUUUAUUCCUUUCUUUUUUUUCCCCCGUUCCUACUGCCUGAGUCAUUUGAAAGAGUUUCAAGAGCGCCUCUUUCUGUAAACUCUGUCAGGUCUGUAUUAUUUUAUUGUGCUUCUAAUAAGACUCUUUCUUAGACGUACUGUAAACGACGCUGUCAUGUUUGUCUUGGACGGAGUACAGGGAAUCAAACAUUACAGACACUACCUGCACAUAUAACGGUUCAAUUUCGAGGAAAAGCAACCAAAAACGAUUACACUGUCUUGUCAUCCUCUAGCUUUAGGAGCCAUAGAGUUGUGAAGUCGGCAACACAAAGAUGAUUCUGUUAUGAGAUUCCCAAUACACAAGAUGUUUUGUUGUGAGUUUGAGGGAGAAAAGUUGGCGUGGCUCAGGUUAAUCAAGGUUUGUUAGGAGGAGGAAGUUAUACAUUCAGGCACCUAACAGUAAUGAUUUGAUUUUUUAAGAGGACUGGAGGUGGUUUCAUGAAAACAGUGUGACAAUUUAAAAAUGGAAUUGUUUUGCAAAAAUAGGUCUUAUUUUCUAUAUGCAAAAUGUUUUGUUUAAUUUGGUGGUGAAAAAAAAAUAUUUUAAGAUAUACCCAGAAAGAGAUUAAAGCAUUAAAAUUCAUGUCGUUUUGACACUCAAUUUAAGUGUUACUUUCUAUUUCUUAUUUUGGACUCCUAAUCUAACCACCACUUUGAAAAAACACCAGUCUCUAGCCACAUGACACAAAUUGAGCUCUAAAAAAAAAAACCACACACACACAUUUGUGCAUUUUUAUUGUUUUAGGACAUAACCCAAACCAUAUCCCCAGAUUGUUGGCAUGUUAAUAUCAAGCUUUCUGUUGUGCAUGUCAUUUUUCCCCAGACUAGCCGUGGUGCCUUUAUGACAAACAGAGACUCCUGUUUCAGAUUAAUCCUCUUUACGUUCAAUGUUAGGGCUGAUGGUUUUAAAGUUACUUUAUUAUUUAUCCUUUCUCUCUCUUUCCCAAUUAACCUUUAAUUUGGUGUUGACAGAUUACUUUGGGUCAAAUUUUGUGAAUCUCUUAGCAAAAAAUUGUAUAAUGUGACUCUUAACCUAUGUUUUUAUUUUGACAAAUGCACUGUAAUUAAAGAUACUAGUACAACUGGA